Centruroides sculpturatus (bark scorpion) is the source of this 1465-nucleotide messenger RNA. RefSeq lists its product as uncharacterized. The transcript has 2 exons. The record is from RefSeq and is a predicted model, not a curated record. Bases 275 to 1177 code for a protein of 300 amino acids. NCBI's taxonomy places the organism in Eukaryota, Metazoa, Arthropoda, Arachnida, Scorpiones, Buthidae.
ACAAAGAGCAACAACCGUCCUUUUUAACUACACAAAACAAAAAAGAAAGAAAGAAAAAGAAAAAGUGCAGCUAUCUCUCCUCCCAUUUGACAUUUUCUUACAAGCUUUAAGCAGCUGGCAACCAUCCUAUAGCAAGAACAGUCAUGCGCCCUGCAGUUCUAAACUGAAGUCACGUGUGGAGCAGAGGACGGUAGCGGCAGUUGCCAUAACGACGACAGACGGAGAGGAUCGAAGUUCAACUGAUGAGCUACUGAUUUAGAAGAUUAUACCAAAAAUGACUGUAGUGGCUUCUUGUUUAUUGACAUUGAGUUUGAUAAUUGCAAGUAUAAAAUUAUGUGAACUGUUUCCACAUGAACUGUCUACAAAAAAUGUGGAAAGUGCAAAAUCAGAAUCAUCAUAUUCUUUAGAUACAAAUAAAGAAUCAUUUGCUAGUGAAAUAAAGAGGAAUAAAAGUUUGGCUGAAGCAAUUGAAAAGGAUGAUACUAUAUAUAAUCAAAGAGCACACAUCAGUGAUUUUACAAAUCCAAGAACAGGACUUAAUCCAUUUUUAGAUUUAAUUGAAGGUACAUACACUGGUUCUAGUAGACAAGGAGCAACAAUUCCAGAGAAGCCUACCAGAGUUCCAAAAUUUGAGAGUCGAACACAUCCUUCAUAUUCUCUUCCUUCAUACCAUCAGUGGCCUCCAGAUAUUGUAGAAGGAGAAUCAAACCCAAGGCAAAAGCUUGCAGUGGAUGCUGGAAAAUCUCUUAUUGAGGACUCUUCGUCCAAUGGAAGAAUUCAUGUAUUUCCUACUAAUCUUUUUCCUUUUAGAGAUGUCGAAUCUACGACUACUAAAUUGCCAAGAAUGCAAAAACCAUCAAAAUUACUCCCAACAAGAAAAUGUGAACCAUCAAAGCCAUUACCAAUAACGAGUGAAGAUAAUUUAAAUGUAGAUCUCGUGACAACAUCUGCUCCAAAUAAUAAUAAAGAAAUUGUUACAACACGUGAAAAAAAUCUAUCAAAUAAUUCAAAUCGUAAUUUUACUAUUGGAAUUACAAUUUUAGGAAUUGCAGUAAUAUUUUUCACUAUAAUGUUAGCUACUUGUUUGUGGAAACAAAGGACGAAAAGGGUACCACGUCAUGCAACAUUAAGAAACAUAGUUAAUAAUGAACCUGUGAGAGGACGAUCAAUGCAUUAACAAAGAGUACACAUAUUCAGGAAUUAGUAUCAUCCAGCAAUUACUAUGAUACAUAAAAAUCAAUAUAUCCAUAUUAGCAUAAGGAUAAUGCUCAACAACAACUUUGUCAUACGUGAAAAACAGUUUUUGAAUGAAAAAUACAAUAAUUUUAUAGUAGAUACAGAAAUAAUGAAAAAAAUAGUGUAAUUUUAUUAUUAAUUACAUACUAUACAAGAUGUUUUGUAUAAUUUGACUUCAAUAUAUUUAAUAUUUAUAGAGCUUAUUCAUUGAGAAAAAGAGAAGUAAAAU